This is a messenger RNA of Kwoniella botswanensis, 4476 nucleotides long. RefSeq lists its product as uncharacterized. The transcript has 3 exons. Lineage: Eukaryota; Fungi; Basidiomycota; Tremellomycetes; Tremellales; Cryptococcaceae. Gene Ontology annotation, biological process: regulation of GTPase activity. The record is from RefSeq and is a predicted model, not a curated record. Gene Ontology annotation, molecular function: guanyl-nucleotide exchange factor activity. Bases 1 to 4476 code for a protein of 1491 amino acids. Gene Ontology annotation, cellular component: cytoplasm.
AUGGAUUCACUAUUGGUUGUUCACCCAUCAACUCUGGCUAUACCGACGCUGGAACCUAUCCCACAAUCCGUCGCUCCAACGCCCUCUCUUCGAGAAUCACCGCCAAACGAAGUUGUACCCUCUACAUCCAAUCCCGCAGUUCCUGUCAGCUCCGAGCAGCCUUCACCUACCCCAAGCGAUUUUGCCGGGUCCAGUCGGCGGUCUUCCAUCUCCUCUUACUAUCCCAUCCCCGGAUCAUACUUCCCUGCCGCAGGAAGCUCUCGAUACCAGUGUGCCGCUUCCUCCGGUACCAAUACUCCUUCUGAGCGACCUCGCCCUUCACCCAUCAACAUUCCGGCAGGCACUCCUGAUGAACCUCUUUUCUCUGCUUAUCCAGAUACAGGCUCUUCUAAACCUGAUGUCAAAGGCAAAGAGAAGGCAUUCCACCUCCCUCUAAAACCUGCGUUUAAUCUUAGCAGCGCUUCGUUAUCUAGAAGGAGGAAGGGUGAAGAAGCGGAAGAAAGCUCAGCAGAUGAAUUGAAAAUGCCUCUUACCUCCUCAUCCAGGUAUCCUCAACCGCAUCAGCAUCCCCAUCAUUCUCAUCAUUCUCCUUCCCAUUCCUAUCACAACUCGCCCACUCGUCCCAGGUCACCUACGAGUUCCAGGUAUCCCCGUAAACGAGCUGCUACAGUCUCAAGCAGUCCUUUGGAGACUCUUACCAGGGGGCAUAGGAAAUCAGCUUCGACCUCAGCAGCCGAAGAUCAGAAACAAUCUCAAGCGUCUGGUAGAUCAACAUUACGGUUGGGAUCUGUGCCUCGACCGAGAUCUUUAGGUGGAUUCAGGAGAAGAAGGGCAUCUGUAGGUUCCGCAUCUGCUCCUAUAGAAAUUGAAUUCGAACCUCCGGGAUCGACCAAUCAAUGGAAGAAUAUGCCCGAAGAAGUAGCCCACAAAUUUGACUCACCUCCAAUCCCUUUCUCAUACCAACAGCCCACCAGAUCAGAUUAUACUCUUCAAUCGGUAUCCACAAUCGCUACUGUCAGACCAUUUGCCUCAGGGUCUGCUGGAGAAGGAGGAGACAUGGUGCCGGUCAUUGCUCCCAGACGAUCAAGUUUGUCAGGCUUAGAACCCCCCGUAGUACUCGGUCUAACCAAUAUAUCAAGAUCUCUACCGGAAGGUAACGUCGAAAUUGUCAUACCGGAAGAUAUGAUCAUGCCACAUGAUCCUCCCCCACGUCGAAGCUCGUUAGAAUACGACGAACCUGUCUUAGUGGAGGUAAAAUCGAAAGUAGAUCCAGCAGUUUCAGCCUCGGCUUCAGCGAUCAUCGUAGAUGAUCAUGAACAAUCUGUAUUAUCGGCUUCUUUGACCAAUACAGAUACUUCGACUUCCGCCUUCUCACCGUCAGCUUCGUCGAAAGAACAUCCUCUAUCAUCAGCUACCACUUCUUUAUCCAGAAGUGCCAAGAGUGGCAAAGAAGGUGUUGAAGGGGAGAACAAUGAAGCUUCUCUUUCAGCAGUGAGAUUACAGAGAUCGCUAGAAUGGGAAGCCAAGCAGAAUCGCUUGAAGAGAAAAUUAGAGAAGCGGAUAAUGAUCAUCUUGGAAUUGGCCGAAACUGAAGUAGCCUUCACAGAAGAUUUACGAACCCUUUGUCAUGUCUACUUGCCUCAACUCGCUGCUCUUCCUUCGGUGAAUGAGAGAAAUGCAAAGAUGAUUGCUAGAAAUACCGAUGAGCUCUUGGUGUUCCAUACUGCCUUUGCUGGAAAAAUGGUGGAUAUCCUGAAAGAAGAAGGUUUAGGAUAUGAUUCUCCGAGAAAUCUGGAAGUUGGUUCCGCAGGACAGGUUGAUAGAGUCUCGAGAAGAUUGGCGACGUUGUUUGUGGAUGAUAUUACGCAUUUCAGUCUGUACAAGGACUUCUGCGCCGAAUCAAUCAUUGCCACAACACUCGUUAAGCACAUAUCUGAGAGGGUAGAUUAUGAAGGAUUUGAGAAACGAUGCCAAAUCAUCGGUGCUGCUCAAUCAUCCACAACUCUACGAGAUCUCCUAGAUGAGUCUGCACCUUCGGUUCACAAGCAUCGAUCGAGACUUCAUUUCAAGGAUUACCUCAUCACGCCUAUCCAACGUAUAUGUCGAUACCCUCUUCUGCUCGGUCAACUGCUAGAUGCCGCUGGUUCAACUUCCCCCGGGUCUGGAUCCGAGUAUUACGAUGAAGGAUUCGAUGUUGGAGUAGACCUGGAAAGAGCUUUAGGAGCGAUGAGGGGAGUAGCUGAAGAAGCUGAUGAAGCUAGGAGACUGAAGGAUGCAGAAGUCAAGUCUGCCACUGUUCUAGAUCGACUUGAAGCCCAUCCCAAUCUUACACCGUCGUUCAUCAGAUCUCUAGGUACAUGUCGCCUCAUCGGCUCGUUGGACGUACUUCACCAUCACCCCUCUCUAGCUCCUCUCGUUCCUCCCGUCAAAGUGAAGUAUCUGGCUGCCUUCCUGUAUCGAGGAUACCUGAUCUUAGCUAAGGUGAAGAAAGGAAAGAACUACGAGGCGAAACAUUUUUUACCGUUGGAGGUCUUCGAAUUGAUUGAUAUCACUGAAGGCUUUUUGCCUCACUCUAUCCGUUUGACACUUCGAGAACACAACUUCGACCUUGCCGCGUCUUGUGAAGCGGAGAAGGAAGUGUGGGCCGCUGCGAUAUGCCAAGCACGUGAUGAGAGCGUCAUCCCGCCAUUCGAAUUACCAGCUAGUGUUUCGCCUUUCCCACUACGAUCUAGACGAUCUUCCACCGCUUUCACUGGUGAUAUCGAUAUCUACGCUACGCCUCAUCCUGUACCCAAGAGACAUACCCUGGUAGGAGCGCCAUCGGAAUUAGAUGAGUUUUCAGCCAAAGCUGCGAAUCCCACUACCACUCCAAUCCACACAUCGGGAUCGAAGCCGUCCACACCGUUGAUCUCUCCUAUCAAGUCAACAUUCGGAUUCACCCCUGAGCGGAAAUCGAAUCAAGCUGGAACCAUUCUCUUAAGAAGAGCAUCAAAUGGACAAAGAAUGUUAGUGGAAAGAGGGCUAUCAGACUUGUUCUCGGAUAUCUGCUCGACAGUCAGGUCAAAAGCUCAAUUACAACAUCGCACGCUGUUCUUACCUGAUUUACCCGCUUUCCCUCAAUCCGAAAGUGGACAUGGUGAUGGGAUGUCAGCCAGGGAUUCUUCGACGAUGUUAAGGCGCCGAAAGAGUUUCUUGGACCAUAGAGCCCGAAAAGAAUCAAUCGAUAUCGCCAUUACGGGUGAGGUCAAGGGAUCAGUCAUCGAACUCAGACCUUCCAGAUCAACUGGUGUUCAAUACCGUACGUUACCGUCUUCGUGCAGAAGACGGACCGGAUCGAUCAGUUCGGUCACCAGAGGGAAUAAUGAAGGAUCGGGAGAUGAUGAAUCUGCUUCGGUCACCGCUACUGCCGUAUCGGAUUUCGGUACCUUAGGCAGAACAGGAAACAUGGACUAUUCAAGGAACAAUUCGGUGUCUUCACUUCAGUCUUAUGGAUCUCCCAUGAUCACCCCUAGAAGAUCUCUGUCCUCCCUGAGGGGAUUGACGAGCGUGAGCCAAACUGGGGACAUCGGAGAAGAGACAUUGAUGAUCAGGCCUAAAGAUCGAGAUGCUACCAAUGGAAGUGGCAGACAAAGAUUUCAUUCUCAACCACCGCGAAGCAAGUCUUACAGAUCUGAAAUAUCGACUUCAGCUUCGGAUCGAAAGAAUAAACAUAAUCUCAACUUAUCUUCUAUAUCUUCCACGCCAAACACGUUCAGGGCAAGAAGUACACCAGUCUCACCUAUCUUAUCUCCCACAGAUGAGGUUCCACCGGUACCCAAAAUGCCACCUUUGUUACAGAAAUCGAAAUCUGACGAAUCGUCAAGAAAGCUUAUUCAUCCAAUACAGAGUGCGAAUCCACCCCAAAGGCAUUCCCGAGAUUUAAAGUCUGGUUCAACAGUCGAUACUUCCGGACAGGGAGAAGGGAUGAUGGAGUACUUCAUACCUCCUCCUCAUGGAUUGGCUAUAGGCUCCAUAGGAUCAAACACCCCUCCAAUUACUUCGACCUCGGGCUCUGCAGGAUCAGGAUCGAAUUGGACGAGCAAGGUGAACACGGUGGAUCCUGAUAAACCUCUUGCAGCGAGUACGUGGGGUACAUUGAGAAGAUCCAUGUCCUUCUUACCUCUUCGAAGGGGUAAUAGCGUGACUUCGAUGAGUGAUGAAUUUGGUGGUGGAGCCAAUUUAGAGAAUUCAGCUAGUGUAAGUGGUAGUGGUAGUGGAUCGGAGGAGAGCCAUGAUUAUCGAGCUACGAACGAAAUCGCCAGUAACGAAGAUCAGGCGAGUAUUUCUGGUUCUGGUGGGUAUACAGAGAAUGAGAGAGAUCGAGGAGAAGGAGGGGGAGGAGGAAUGAUGACGAGAGGAUGGAACUCUGUACCUAACACGCCGAAGAGAAAGAGGAGUUUACGGUUAUUUGGGUUGAAAGGGUUUACACCGAUGUAA